Messenger RNA from Leopardus geoffroyi (Geoffroy's cat), 4776 nucleotides. It is a transcript of the gene ARHGAP17, whose product is annotated as Rho GTPase activating protein 17. The coding region runs from base 1523 to 4039 and encodes 838 amino acids. Gene Ontology annotation, cellular component: cytosol; intracellular anatomical structure; cytoplasm. Gene Ontology annotation, molecular function: GTPase activator activity; protein binding. The transcript is spliced from 20 exons. Gene Ontology annotation, biological process: signal transduction; positive regulation of GTPase activity; regulation of Rac protein signal transduction. NCBI's taxonomy places the organism in Eukaryota, Metazoa, Chordata, Mammalia, Carnivora, Felidae. The record is from RefSeq and is a predicted model, not a curated record.
UUUUUUUUUUUUUUUCUGUCUGCCUUCAAGAUUUUCUCUUUCUCUUUCUCAACACUUCAACCUUGAUCCUUUUAGGUGUGUUGUUCUCUGUGUUUAUCCUGCUUGGAGUUCUUGGAGUUCUGAAUAAGUGGAUUGGUAUUGUUCAUUAAAUUUGGAUACUUCCCAGCCACUGGGUAUUCAGUAGUUCUCUGCCCCACUGUUCUUGGAUAUUGUUCCAAUUUUCUUCCUUUCUGUAUUUUCAUGUGGAUCAUUUUUAAAAAUUUUUUUCAUGUUUUUAUUUAUUUUCGAGAGAGCAUGAGCGGGGAAGCGGCAGAGAGAGAGACAGAGACAGAGACAGAGAGACAGAGGGAAACACAGAAUCCAAAGCGGGCUUCAGGCUCCGAGCUGUCAGCACAGAGCCCGAUGCGGGGCUCAAACCCACAAACUGUGAGAUCAUGACCUGAGCCAAAGUCAGACACUUAACUGGCUUGAGACACCCGGGUGCCCCUCGUUUGGAUAAUUUCUUUCAACUUCCAAACCUCUGAUGAAACCCCUCAUCUACUCAUUCAUUCGGUCCACCUUUUUCACUAGAUGCUCUAAGGUACUUACUGUAAUUAAGUUCCUGCAAAAUAAUUCCAACAUCCUGGCCGUCUUUGGAUCUAGUUCCAUUGACUGUGUGUCCUGAUAAUGCAUAGUUUCUAUUUUUCUCCUGUGGUGAGUUUUGACAGGAUGCUAGCCACAUGUAGACGCUGAGAGUGCCACACCUCUUGUGUCAGGCUGUUUGUGCAGGCACUCAGCUCUGCUAGUCUGUUGUUGCAGGAGUCUGGGCUUUGCUGUGGCUCUGGGCGCAUUCAGUUCGCCACAGGCUUCCGCUUAUUUGAGGGUCGGAUGAAAAUGUCUCCUUUGGCAGCUCUUGUUUAUCUCAGUUGUCCUGCCUUACCCCCAAACGUAGUAGGACCUGUGUGCCUGCCUCAGGAGAGCUAGAACUCUCCUCAGCUCUCGUGCCCUCCCUACGGUAGUGGACCAGUGCCCGAUACUCAUUUUGAGUUGCAGAGGCCGGCAGGGACCACUCCUCCUCUCGGUCGUUCCCACCGCUCUUCAGCAGGCUCUGCCUGUCUGAGCCUCGGGUGGUCCCAGGGUCGGGGGUGUCGUCACCUGUCCCUUGCCCUCCUUCCGUGGUGGGCGGCCAUGACCUCCCGCUCCCCCUCAGACUCCAGCAGGCCCCACACACCCAAGCCUUAAGAGGGGUUCCGGGGCCCGGGGUUCUCCCACCCCUGUUAUCGCCUUGCGUGUGUUCUUCCCGCGCUCUCUUUCCCACCUCCGUCCUCACUGCCUUCACAUACCCUUCCUCAGCACCCAAGCUUCUAAAUCCAGCUCACGGAGUAGGUCUCAAGAGCCAUCACCAGUUUCAGAAAACCUUCCUGCUCUCUCAGGCCUGCAUCAGAUGCUCUCCCAUCACUUCUAACCUUUGAGCUGAGAAAACAGAAGUCCUCAGUGAAGAUCUGUUACAGAUCGAGCGGCGCCUGGACACGGUUCGGUCAAUAUGCCACCACUCCCACAAGCGCCUGGCAGCAUGCUUCCAGGGCCAUGGCCCCGACGUGGAGAAGAGAUACAAAAAACUCCCUCUGACCGCUCUUGCUCAGAACAUGCAAGAAGCAUCGACUCAGCUGGAAGACUCCCUGCUGGGAUUCUGGAGACGUGUGGCAAUGCUGAGAACCAGCUGGCUCUAGAACUUUCUCAGCAUGAGGUCUUUGUUGAGGGAGAGAUUGUGGAUCCUCUCUGCAGCAUCGCAGAGUUGGAGAUUCCCAACAUCCAAAAACAGAGGAAGCAGCUCGCUAAAUUGGUGUUAGACUGGGAUUCGGUCAGAGCCAGGUGGAACCAAGCUCACAAAUCUUCAGGAACCAACUUCCAGGGACUUCCAUCAAAAAUAGAUACCCUAAAGGAAGAGAUGGAUGAAGCUGGAAAUAAAGUAGAGCUGUGCAAGGACCAGCUUGCAGCGGACAUGUACAACUUUAUGGCCAAAGAAGGGGAGUAUGGCAAAUUCUUCAUUACGUUAUUAGAAGCCCAAGCAGAUUACCAUAGAAAAGCAUUAGCAGUCUUAGAAAAGGCCCUUCCCGAAAUGCGAGCCCAUCAAGAUAAGUGGGCGGAAAAGCCGGCCUUUGGGACUCCUUUGCAAGAGCACCUGAAGCGGAGCGGGCGUGAGAUCGCAUUGCCCAUCGAGGCCUGUGUCAUGCUGCUUCUGGAGACAGGCAUGAAGGAGGAGGGCCUUUUCCGAAUUGGAGCUGGGGCCUCCAAGUUAAAGAAACUGAAAGCUGCUUUAGACUGCUCCACUUCUCAUCUGGAUGAGUUCUACUCAGACCCCCACGCUGUAGCAGGUGCUUUAAAGUCCUAUUUACGGGAAUUACCUGAACCUUUGAUGACCUUCAGUCUGUAUGAAGAAUGGACCCAAGUGGCAAGUGUGCAGGAUCAAGACAAAAAACUUCAAGAUUUAUGGAGAACAUGUCAGAAGUUGCCACCACAAAAUUUUGUUAACUUCAGGUAUUUAAUCAAGUUCCUUGCAAAGCUUGCCCAGACCAGCGACAUUAAUAAAAUGACUCCCAGCAACAUUGCAAUUGUGUUAGGCCCUAACUUACUAUGGGCCAAAAACGAAGGGUCGCUAGCUGAAAUGGCAGCGGCCACAUCUGUCCACGUGGUUGCGGUCAUUGAGCCCAUCAUUCAGCACGCCGACUGGUUCUUCCCUGAAGAGGUGGAAUUUAACGUCUCAGAAGCAUUCGUGCCUCUCGUCACCCCAAAUUCCAAUCACUCAUCUCACACUGGAAAUGACUCUGACUCAGGGACCCUCGAGAGGAAACGACCUGCCAGCAUGGCAGUAAUGGAAGGGGACUUGGUGAAGAAGGAGAGCUUUGGUGUGAAGCUUAUGGACUUCCAGGCCCACCGGCGAGGUGGCACUCUAAAUAGAAAGCACAUAGCCCCAGCUUUCCAGCCGCCACUCCCGCCCACAGAUGGCGGCACCUUGGCUCCUGCGGGCCCAGAGCCCCCUCCCCAGAGCUCUAGGGCUGAAAGCAGCACAGGGGGUGGGGCUGUCCCCUCCUCUGCGGGCAUACUGGAGCAGGGGCCAAGCCUGGGCGACAGUCCGCCGAAACCCAAGGACUCUGCCCCUGCCCCUGCACCCACCCCGGGGAGAAGCAACAGUCAGAUGGCCGCUGGCCCGAACCAGGCCCAGACAGCGGCUGGCUCCCAUCAGCUCUCAGUCGGCCCAGGGCACAAUUCCGCCGGCCCCAGCCCACACACUCUGCGCCGAGCUGUUAAAAAACCUGCUCCUGCACCCCCGAAACCAGGAAACCCGCCUCCCGGCCACCCCGGGGGCCAGAGUUCUCCGGGACCGUCUCAGCAUCCGCCCAGUCUGUCGCCAAAGCCAGCCGCCCGAAGCCCUUCUCCUCCCACUCAGCAGGCGGGCCAGGCCCCGGGCCAGCCGUGCGCCGCCCCGCAGCCCUCGGCGCCCCGGAGGUACUCCAGCAGCCUGCCUCCCAUACAAGCCCCCAGCCACCCGCCGCCGCAGCCCCCCACGCAGGCCGCGCCGCCCCCGGGGCACACCAAACCCGGUGGCGGCCAGGGCCCGACCGCCCCCACGGCACCGGCCGGCGAGCAGGGACUGGAGCAGCCACCUCACACCCCUCCCCAGACUCCGACGCCCCCCAGUACUCCGCCUUUAGGAAAACAGAACCCCGGCCCGCCCGCUUCGCAGACCGCGGCGGGGACUAACCCUGAGACUGCGCAGCCACACGCCGGAACCUUACCGAGACCGAGACCAGUACCAAAGCCCAGGAACCGGCCCAGCAUGCCUCCGCCCCCACAUCCCCCUGGCGCCCACUCCGCGGGGGACGGCACCCUCAGCAACGCAGCUCCCACUGCCUCCAAAAUAGUAACGGACACCAGUUCUAGAGUUUCAGAACCGCUUCGCAGCACCUUUCCUGACACGCAUUCAGACUCCGCAAGCAGAGACGUGCCCGGGCGCAUUGUGUUGGACAUAGACAACGACACGGAAAGCACCGCCCUGUGAAGAAAGCCUCCCCCAGCCCGGCCCCCUCCACCCUGGCGCGUGGAGCAGGGGCAGGUGCGCAGUUACCCUUGCAGACCCAACAGCGAAGAGCUUCCAGUGAAGGGAAACGAAGGCCUGACGUGCAGGGCCUCGCCUCCCGCAGCCCGAGGACAAGGUGGGGGCUGACACUUGAAGCUGAAUGACCUGUGUCUUGAGGACGCUGGCUUUCUUUACCUGGGAAGGAAAUCAUGCCCAGAAACAUUUCUAAAAGAAGGAAAAACGGAAAAAGACAAAAGAAAACGAAGUAGCUAGAAUGGAAGGAGUAUGCUCGCCGAGACGUGGGGAGGAAGCUUUGUCGCUGCGCGGUUAGUGCAGGCCGUUCGGAAUGAAGAAGCACCGCGUUAACUAUUUAAUAAAAUGCCGUUCAUUAUGCAGAUCACCCACUUCCUGCUCCUUGGACUUUGAUUCUCACACCUUAGGAGGGAGGUCCCUCUCCUUCAGAAUCGCCGCAGAAUCAUUUUGUAUGAAGUAUGGUCUGUGCCUCCCCGAGCCCCCGAAAACCACGCGCAUCGAUGGUGACUGCUGGAUCCGUCACCUCAGCAAACUGGAUGUGACCUGUGCCUUGCCGGAUUGCAGAAUGUAGAAAGAAACGUACUGUUCUUUUUUUUUUUUUUUAAACAAUGUAAUUGCUACUUGAUAAGGACCGAACAAUAUUCUAGUUUCAUGUUUAAUUUGAAUUAAAUAUAUUCUGUGGUUUA